Musca domestica (house fly) is the source of this 2556-nucleotide messenger RNA. RefSeq names its product transcription factor mef2A-like. Bases 727 to 2556 code for a protein of 609 amino acids. The record is from RefSeq and is a predicted model, not a curated record. The transcript is spliced from 2 exons. Lineage: Eukaryota; Metazoa; Arthropoda; Insecta; Diptera; Muscidae.
ACCAAAACAUGAUCAGGAUCACAAAUAAUGUUUAAGUGGCUAGCUUCACAUUGUUGUAGUUAUUGUUAUUGGAAAAUCGAUCACCUGUGACAUGUGUGUGUGUUUGUGUCUGUUUUAUCUAAAAGUCAACACAGGGAGUCCUUAGCAUUCCCUCUUUCUCUCUCUCGCGCUCAUUUAAAUGAUUAUCCUUUUUUGGGGUAGCGUGUGUUAAGGAGUGAACACCUGUACACCUGUUGUGAUCACAUUUUCCGCUGCUGGUCUUUUCGUUCGAAUAAUAAAUGACCAAAAUAAAAAAGGAAAUUGCCUGUGGGAACAAGUGCCUGAAUAAAUGUAUGAGUAAAGAAGUGGUGUGUGUGCGAGUGUAUUUGUGAAAACAUUGUUUUGCAUAAUACUUAAACAAUUUGUAAAAAUUUCCCACCAAAACGAAAGAAGUAGCAAAUAAAUGAUAAGGAAAUGUUAAAAAACGGGCCAAACACAAAAGAAGUAAAUACAGCAAUAAAGAAAAAAAAACAAGUUUGAAAAAAAAAGAAUUCAACAAUAAUAUGCAAAUAAGUUAUGCUAGUUUCGAAAAAAGAGAGUAAAACAGUGUGAGAGUGUGUGAAAAAAAAUUAUCAAACUAAUUGGAAUCUCCAACUUGGAUACAAACUGAACUGAAUAAAUUAGGAUAAUUACAAUUAACAGUGUUUAAAAUUACAAAAUGUCGAAAAUCGAAAGAAAUUUAAGACCAUGAUAAGUUUGGAUUCCUUAAGUCUGGCAACUACGAAAAAUCAACCAAAUUCUGUGACAAGAAAAAUUCAAACAAUUGACGAAUUGUUGCCUGAAAAAGUGAUCAUUUGCUUGCCCAAAGCCCUGACAGAAAUGACAACAAAUAAAUGUCAUCGACAACAGCAGCAGCAGCAACAACAACAACAGCCUGAAGGCCAACAUCAAAAACAAUGUCAACAACAAAAGCCAUUGGAUUUGUUAAAGACUGAUGAAGUUGUUGUCAUUCGAGGAGAUGUAGAGUCGUCCAUUUCGUUGGUGGCUGAUGGAAAUGAAGACAUGAUUGAAAACCUCAACAGCAAAAGCAACAAUAACAACAAAAGAAUACCAACAACAAUUGUCGACAACAACACCACUACCACCACCGCAGCCACAACAAUCAACAAAGGCCAUACAAUGGCAAAGCAACAAGAACAACAACGGCAACAGCCUGAACCUGAACUGUCGUCUUUCGAGUGUUGCAAGACUGCAAUGGCAAAGUGCAAUUGUGGCAAAGGCGGCAACAACAAUAACAACAACACCAGCUACACAACCACCGCCAGCACCAACACCAUCACCGACAUCAACAUCUGCAAUUGUAUUUCUGUGGAAAACAAUGGCAACAUCAAUACAGCCGCAUUAAAUUCGGUUAACAACUGCGUCAACAACAGCAAUAGUAGCAACAACAACAACAAUGGAAGUGGCAACAACUACGGCGGCGAUAACAAUGGUAAACAGGAACAGCAACAAUUAAACUUGGCCCGAACAAAUAAACCAAAUAAUGUUGGCUUUAAUGGAAACGUGGCCGGGGCAAUACCACCCUCUUCUCCACCACCCCCUCCUCCCGCGCCACCAAUGCCAUCGGCAGCAGCAAAAACAAUUGCUGAGGCCACAACAACAACAAAAGUAUCUCAUGACACCACUAACAAAAGUCACCACCACCAACAUUCACAAAGUUGGUCUAAUGCUGGCAUGGGCACUGAUAGCGGAAUUCUCGUUGGCGGUGGUGACAGAGUGACUGAUAGUGAAGCUAUGCCCCCAGAGCAAGCAUUAAAACCAUCCACAGUGGUGGCAGCUUUAAAAUCAAUUGGACAUAACUAUGGAGACGGCAAAGACAACCAGCCAACAAAUACCGAAAGGGCCAGUCAUAGCAAUGCUGAUGUUUGGGAUUCCAAUAGUUUUGCUGGUGGCCAUGUGGAUGAUAACUGUCGACGUGGUGAUGUUGCCGGUGGUGGUGGUGGUUGUAGUUAUCGUUGUCACCCAACAAAUGCCAGCAAUGAAAACAAUAAACACUCCACUAUUCAAUGGAACAAAAACAACAACAACAACGCCAACGAACAAAGUAGCAGUGCAACGGUUCAGUGCGUUUUGUCAACACGCGACGUUGUGCCAACUGGAAAUAUUUCUACAAAGCCCAAAGAGAACAUUGACGCUAACGCAUUAGCCGGCGUUGACGUUACAAAUGUCUCCACCAGUGCUGCUGCCACUGCAGUUCUCACCCCAUCACCGGAACCUCCACCACCACCAUCGACUACAGUUAUUCCAACAUCAUUUGUCAUGGCUGAAUUGUGGCCAUCAUCCGUUCUGCCAUGGAACGGCGCAUACGACAACGACAAUGCAUUCCCAGCCAUCGACACUGAAGAUCCAUUCUUUGGAAAUGCACUGGAAAAUACACCAUUGAUGAGGGAGACUUUUAAUGGACCCUCUUCCUCAGAUGAUUCCGUUGAUUUAAUGUCUUUCACAGAGAUUACAAAUGAGCCGAGGGCCAUGCCCUUAAUGGAUUCUUGCCGUUGGGAGAACAAAGGUAAGAAAUGA